Cucumis sativus (cucumber) is the source of this 1641-nucleotide messenger RNA. Its product is annotated as plant UBX domain-containing protein 9. The coding region runs from base 75 to 1379 and encodes 434 amino acids. Gene Ontology annotation, molecular function: ubiquitin binding. Lineage: Eukaryota; Viridiplantae; Streptophyta; Magnoliopsida; Cucurbitales; Cucurbitaceae. The record is from RefSeq and is a predicted model, not a curated record. The transcript has 10 exons.
GUAUCGCAUUUUUCUUCCACCGUCCACCGAAAAUCUCUUCUUGCCUCUUCCAAUUCCCGAGACAAUUCGGAGCAAUGGUCCGCCCGGAUCAAGAAGCCAUCGAAACCUUCAUGAGAAUCACCGGAGCUUCCGAAUCUCUCGCCCUCCGCAAGCUCGAGGAAUACAGAGGCAAUGUCAAUGCAGCAGUAAAUUCUCAUUUCAGUGAAGGGUACAAUUUCAAUCAAUAUGUUGCACCCACCUACCCAGAGAAUAACUUCACUGAUGCAAGUGGCGGGAGUCAAGGUGGACAAUAUGGCUUUUGGCCACUUCUUCGUGCUGCCAGAAGUUUCAGACCAUCAAACCUUCUUGAUCCAAAUUAUAGAAGAAAUUUGUUUGACCAGAUGCGUGGAUAUCCAUCACCUGGCCUUCCUUCUUCUAAUUCACAUUCACAACCAGGAGGUAUGGAGCGAAUUCCUUCAGAGUUCAAUAGCUUUCCUGCGCAACCAUCUCAUCAAGCAUGGAGAACCAACUUCGAGGAUGAAAACCCCACUUCAUCAUCCAGGAAUCAAACAAGAGAGAGUGACACCGAGGAUGAAAUGCUUAGAGCUGCUAUUGAGGCUUCAAAACAAGAUUCUGAUCUCCAGCUCUUGCAAAGGCAACUUCAGCAGGAGGAGGAGGAUCUUGCUCAUGCAGUUUCCUUGUCGCUGAGAAUGGCUGAGCAAGAGAAAGCAGGCCGUGAGCUGAUGGUAGAGAACAAAGAUGAAGCUACAAGCAUAGGAAGGAGAGAACCUAGCAACAGUGGACCAAAGGAUUGCGAAGGGAGCACUAGUACUCAUCACCAGCAUGAACAAGGUGCUUCUUAUCCUAAACAGUGGGAUGGCAUCACUUCCAACGAGUUAAGUGAAUCAGUAUUGCUCGAAGCUGCCUUUUUCAGGGGAGUUUCUGACAACUUCUCAGAGAAAAACUCUCUGCCUGCAUCUCAUUUGCAAAAUGAUAAAAUUCAAGGCAAGAGUAAGGGCAGUGAUAUGCAACCUGUGCCGUGCUGUUCAAUACCAUCUUCAUCGACACAGCCACCUCGACAACAACAAAAGGAGACAGUGAGAAGUUUAGCUGCUCAAGAAGCUCAAUUUCCUCCUGAACCAGAAAUAAAUGAUAAAAAUUCAGUGACCCUUCUUCUUCGAUUGCCAGAUGGACACCGCCAUGAACGACGCUUUCUCAAGUCUGACAAGCUUCAGCUUCUUUUCAACUUCAUUGAUGACAAACUAGCUAUGAAGCCUGGCACAUAUAAAGUGGCAAGGCCAUAUCCGAGGUGUACUUUUGGAGUUGAAGAUGGUUCGAUGAUGUUGAGAGAUCUUGGCCUCACUGGCAAGCAAGAAGCCUUGUUUGUGGAGUUAAUAUAGUACAUUUUGUACCAACUACUUUUGAAUUGAGGCCAAUAAUUGAACUGAUGGGUGCAAUGCAGACAGGUGCUCAAGCUCCAUCUAGAUUAUGUAUAUGAAUAGUUGAAAACUAUUGGUGUGUCAGUGGAUAAAAGAAACAAGAGUUCUUUGAACAAGGGGUUGUUUAAGUGAUCUUAAUUUAUCCUACUUGAUGGAUGAUUCUGUUUAAAUCAGUUGACUUGAUUAAAUUCUAUUGCAUGUCAGAUCUGAAGUCUUGACAAAA